AUGCCGGGCUACCGCCUAUCGCAAACUUGGUUCUCGAGGUCGCCCUUGGCUACUUUGAAUCAUCGUCCGCUCCCUACAGCGUUAAAGUGCCAGUAUCUGCCAUCGCGUUCUAUAUCGCUUUGGCAGCCUAUUAGCAAGCCACCUGAUAAACUGGAUAAGGGUACAUCGGGUUUGGAAUUAUACGCUAAAACGAAGAGCGAGUCAUCGUUGGUUACUAAGCUGUGGCAAAGCAUCAAGCGUGUAACCCGCAUAGAUGAGGGUGACCCUGACGAACAGACCACGGAAUACUUCCAAUACUCCGUGGAGCGUCUAAUGCAACAGCCUGGCGAGUUCACGUUUGACAAGUUCGCUACUUAUUUAGAGGACAUAUGCACCAAACUACGCCUCAUAGGGAAGCGCCCUAUUCCCGACGAAGAUUUAAGUGCUCCUUUGAGACAAUUGAAAUUACAGCAUGAAAUGAUGAAGUUUCUGACCCCUCGGGAAAAGGAGUCGGACUCAGCAUCAGUAUUCAGCCAUCAAGCCAAAGUGCUCUUGUCUGAGGCUGUUAAAUGCACAUUAAAAGAUGUUGAUGACAUGUUACUUCAUCAUGACAUCUGCAAAACCGAUCGUACGUGGUAUUUCCGGCGAAUUGUGCUGGGUCGUCAUCUGCCUACCAGUUACGAGGAGCGUGAGCACCUUUCAUACCAGCGUCCUAUAGUACGUGAAGCGUCCCAGUUGUUCCCCGAAACUGAAUCUCUUGAAGCUGCAAAACUUAAGAGCAUGCGUGACGCCGUACACUACCGUAAACCGCCGUAA
Messenger RNA from Babesia sp. Xinjiang, 795 nucleotides. RefSeq lists its product as uncharacterized. The transcript has 2 exons. Lineage: Eukaryota; Apicomplexa; Aconoidasida; Piroplasmida; Babesiidae. The record is from RefSeq and is a predicted model, not a curated record. The coding region runs from base 1 to 795 and encodes 264 amino acids.